Aspergillus pseudoviridinutans is the source of this 924-nucleotide messenger RNA. Its product is annotated as DUF3425 domain-containing protein. The transcript is spliced from 2 exons. Bases 1 to 924 code for a protein of 307 amino acids. The record is from RefSeq and is a predicted model, not a curated record. NCBI's taxonomy places the organism in Eukaryota, Fungi, Ascomycota, Eurotiomycetes, Eurotiales, Aspergillaceae.
AUGAAUCUAUCAGCCGAGGGCCCAUCUAACAAACGGAUCGCUUUACAAUCGCUGUCCCAGCGCAUUAGCGCCUGGCCAGAGGAAGAUUGGUCGGGUAUCACGGACCCAAAAACACGCAGAAGGCUGCAAAAUCGCCUGAACCAAAGAGCUCGACGUCUACAGAAUAAGAAACAGCUGUCUCCUUUGGGGGGCAGAAAGACAAAGGAGCGCAAUGGUUCUCCUUCCAAUGGACUACAUGAAUCAGCCGCACUUGCUCUUGAGCCUCAGAUUAAGGACCAAACCCUGGCAGCGCCUACUGCUAUUGACUUCACCUCUCUAGAAGAGAUUGAUGAUGUGCACAUACUGGAAUCGAAUGCCCCAACCACAAAAAUAAGAAUGGCACGAUUGGAAAUGACAGCCCUUCAGUACUAUGCUAUGGGUUCCCCACGAACCGAUCUGUUACUCAAUCUAAUCUCACUGAAUUUUACCAGAGCCCUGAUGGAAAAUACAAGAAUACUGAGCCUCAAACCUGAUCAGCUCCACGAUGAUGCAAUCUCACCAUUCAACACCGCAGGCCCAUGGCAAAAUGAUUCUCUCCAUACCCUUCCAAUAAAUCUCCAACCUACUGUGAUCCAACGCUCUAUUCCACAUCACCCGUGGUUAGACCUGCUUCCUGUUCCUCAAAUGAGGGAUAAUUUGAUCAUCGUUGGGGACUUUGAGGAGGAGACACAGCUUUGCCUGGAUAUGAAGGGUAAUGGGAGCACGCGGUCGGGAAGAAGUGGUAUUAUCGUUUGGACUGAUCCUUGGGAUCCGGCGGGGUGGGAGAUUACUGAGCCUUUUGCUCGUUCUUGGGGCUGGGUUAUUAGAAACUGUCAUGAUUUGGCUCAUUCUACGAAUCGGUGGCGGGCGAAGCGGAAUGAAAGACCGCUGUUCCGUAUGAGUUGA